Messenger RNA from Wasmannia auropunctata (little fire ant), 2346 nucleotides. RefSeq lists its product as uncharacterized. The record is from RefSeq and is a predicted model, not a curated record. Bases 1 to 2346 code for a protein of 781 amino acids. The transcript has a single exon. Lineage: Eukaryota; Metazoa; Arthropoda; Insecta; Hymenoptera; Formicidae. Gene Ontology annotation, molecular function: nucleic acid binding; zinc ion binding.
AUGACUGGCAAAAGGGGCAAGAGAAGUGGUCCUCUUGACAAAAACUGCAAAGAAAAACUAAAUAUGGAAGGUCAAAAUAUGGAUAACUCACCUUCGGGGCUUCGGAACCCUGAAGAACGGCGCGAGGGGGAUUCUUGUCCCUGUCCCCCCGCGUCGACAACGAGCAAGGGGAGUGGGGCGGGGGGGACCACGACCCCUUCGCCCAUGGCUGCUAUCGUGAAGAUGGAAAGAGUUAACCUUAAGGUUAUCAAAAAGCCUGAAGGCAAGAUUGUGUUAUCUAACACUGACGUUAGUAUGGACGAAACUGAGGACGAGGUUUUUGAGAAACCUAAGAAGAUCGACAAAGCGAAAAAGAAGAAGACGGAAGCUCCUAGCCGACCUAAGUCCCCGGAGCUGGAAUAUGUGUCGACAUAUGAGGCUGGGCCAUCAUCGAGACCUACUACCCCCCGCAACCCUGAUAUUGAGUUGGUAUCAUACACGCCGGGCACAAGGUCCAGGAGAAAUUCAGAUUCGUCUGCUAGUAAGAAGAGGAAACGUAAGUCCUCACCUGAGGACACGGAUGAGGAUGAAAGAACAACUCUGAACCGAUUCACUGAUGCCCAAAGACAGGAUGUGGAGGACCUCCUGGAUCAGAUAGAGGAACUCUCCUCCGCCGAUAUGGCGGCUCGGGUCACUGACUGGUUAGGCGAAGUUGAGGAAUACCGUCGGAAAUCACGAAAUAUUAAAGGAUCCUUCACGCGCCAAAUGAAAGUGAAGGUGGCGGCGUCUGCUGAAGCCACUAAGGUAUUAGCCAUGAGGGCUUCCAUGGAGGGAGAUAUUGGAUUCAUGAGGGCUAAAAUCCUUGAGCUGCAGAAUGAAAUGAAGACCGUCAAAGAGGAAAACCAGCGACUUAAGCUGCAAUUGGAGGAUUUGCGUAAUGGAGCGCCUCUAUUUGGAAAUGCCAAGGAGGAUGGGGCCCAGGGCGAAAUGAGAUCGCCGGGACCUUCGGCGGAGUUUUUCAGCCCUGUGGCUGAAAUGUCUCACUUGAUGGAAGUGGGACCACUGGAGGAUGCCCGACGAACUCCGGCAAGAUUGAGAGGCUCUCCCCCUCGCCCUAGCACUGUGGGCCCACCUAUUGGGGAAGAGUUCUUUGCGAGACUCACUACAGCCAUCAGCCAGGCUGUGGCUGGCGCUAUCAGGGAGCAUCUCCCUGGGGCGGAUAGGCGCGGGCCCCAAGCUGAACCCGGCCCCCGACGGACACAGGGAACCAGAUUCCCGGAGAGACUGCCCUCAUCGUCUACAGUGGCUGAGCCGAUGACGGACGAGGAUGGCAAGGGACGCCAAAAGUCUGUCAGUAAGAGACAGCAAAAACGGAAGUCCCGUGCCCCGAGAGAUGAAGUGCCUAACGCCCUGGGAAAGAGCUUUAAGGAGCGCAUGGAGGAAUGCAACGCGACGGCAACUGAUGAGGACCCACUCCCAGUGGCCCCGGCUCAGGAACGGCCUAGACCCGUUGUAGCCAAGAGGGAGAAUGUGGGAACUGCCCGAAGGAGGGUUCCCAGAUCAUCUGCUGUGACUCUGUCCUUCCCCGGAAGCAUGAGAUUUGCGGAUGUGGUGAAAAAGGCAAGGGACAGUGUCAAACUGGAGGACAUAGGUAUUCAGCACACAAGAUUGAGAACAACGAUGUCCGGGGCGGUGCUGGUGGAGAUUCCCGGCAAAGACAUGUCCCCCAAAGCGGAUGCGCUCGCGGCUAAGCUGAGGGAGACCUUCGGGGACUCGGAGGUUCGUGUUGCGAGGCCGUCUCUGAGGGGAGAGAUUCGUCUCUCGGGGUUGGAUGCUUCAUUAACCCCGGAGGAAGUUAAAACGGCUAUGGCUGACAAGGGUGGAUGCGCGGUGGAAGACAUCCGACUUGGUCAGUAUAGAAUCACGCGAAACGGAUUCCGCACAGUCUGGGCGCAAUGCCCGCUUGGCGCAGCGAUGGAUUUGGCUCAAGAGGGUGGACUGCGAGUGGGGUGGUCCACCUCCAGGGUGGACUUGCUCAAAAAGCGGCCGGUCCAAUGCUUCAAAUGCUUUGCCACCGGCCACGUGAGGGAGAAGUGCCCCAGCACGAUAGAUCGUUCUACGUGCUGUUUUAAUUGCGGAGCGGAAGGACACAGAGCCAGAGAGUGUGGCAAGCCGCCAGAUUGUCCAAUCUGCAGGGAGCAGGGGCGUAGACACGACCACAGGGCCGGCUCGGACGCAUGCCCACCAUGCCCUCCGAAGACGAACCAAAAUCAGAGUCCACUAUCUCGGAGGAAAUCGGCCGAGAGCCCGCUACCUCAACGAAAACCAGCUGAUCGGAGGACGGAGGCUGGAUCAAGCCAACAAUGA